AUGUCUCAAAUUGAGGUAGAUGACAUGGUGGAAACUCAAACUCUAGGUUAUAAUAAAGAUACAAGAUACGCAGUCUCCUAUAUGCUACCAGAUGCAGAUAGUGCAGAUGGUUUAAGGUAUUUGGCUUCGGACAACGAUGUACUGAACAUGUUUGCAUGUUAUGAGGGGAAUGAUAUUAUUAGGUUGUAUGUAGUCACUGAGCAGAUUAAUGAAGGUAGUAGAGGUAUAUCUACUGUUAUAGAUAAAUUUGAUACUCCUACCUUUGAUUAUGAAUUCAAUACUGAGUAUGGUUCCACUUUUUGUGAUGUUUUGCCUGAUACAGUGGUAAGAUAUGUUGACUUAUUUGAUUAUUUAUCAGAUUUGGACUUGUUGUACUUUUAUGAUGGUGUGCCUGAUGGGGUACAUUCUUCUGGUAUUGAAAAUAGAAGUAGGGUUGACAAGGGAAAGUCAAAAAUUGGAGAGGAAUGUUCUGGUGUUGGGAGGGGGAAUAGUUUUGAUAAAGGCAAGGCCAAAUUAAAUGAUUGCUUGUCUGAUGAGGACAAUGAUCAUUUAUAUAGUCCCCUUAACUCAGACGACGAUGUAAUACACCUACCAUACUUAGGAUGGCAUUUAGAUGACAUGCUAUUAUGGAUGGGUUUGACUUCAAAUACCUUAGGAAUGAUGGCGAUAGGGUCACAGCAGUGUGUUCACAGUCUUGUGGUUGGCGUAUGCAUGCAUCACUCAUGCAAGAUAAGUUAA
Messenger RNA from Ilex paraguariensis (yerba mate), 738 nucleotides. The record is from the annotation of a GenBank genome assembly. Lineage: Eukaryota; Viridiplantae; Streptophyta; Magnoliopsida; Aquifoliales; Aquifoliaceae.